Molecule: messenger RNA, 1917 nt
Organism: Candidozyma pseudohaemuli
Lineage: Eukaryota; Fungi; Ascomycota; Pichiomycetes; Serinales; Metschnikowiaceae
Exons: 2
Coding region: 1-1917 (638 amino acids)
Molecular function (GO): protein binding
Source: RefSeq, a predicted model, not a curated record
AUGUCAUUGGCGAAGCUGAUCGUCGUGGGCAGAGCUAUUGCAGAGUCAGGGCUUUUGGAUCCUGUUCAAUGCUCAGAAAACCUGCAAGUAGCCAUAAACAACUCCGACCAUUUGACCGUUUUAGAACCCAAACUACCCUUGUUACACAAUUGGAUUUCAAACGGUGUAUCCAAUGGACUAAAGAAGAGUACGAUAGAUCCUAAUGACCUUUAUGACGUGAGAGGGGUUUUCAAUAUCGCAGAUCUUGAACUGCUCGGUCUCCAGAUCUUUUCCAAACUACUCAUCGAAGAUGGCGAGGACCGAUUUUCUUUUGGCAGAAUCGCAGAGCCAUUGAUAAUAUCGCAUGCAUGGUCUCCAAUUGAUGAUUCUACACGAGAUUGCUUCCUUGGAGUAUUACUCAACACAGGCGAGGUUCUUGUCUUGAAGAGAACGACUCAAGAUUCAGGUCAGUACGAUGUCAUCAUAAGGAGCUUUACGAGUCUCCUUGACAACAUGAACAUACCACUGAAUAGAUUAACCAAUGAGGGGGACAUCAUAGUGACCAAUGCAGAGCAUCUUGAAUUGAAGAUCACCAGUUUCACAUUCGGGAAGGCUUCCAAUGGCGCUUUGUAUAUUCUACUAGCGCACGAGAGCGGGCUGAUUUCUAUUCAUUCAUUGACACAUGGAUUGCCUGAGUUAUCGAGGCUUCAAGCCAGUGGAACUAUCGUCAAAAGUGCCUGGUCACAGGAUCUAUCUACGACCGCAUUGCUUAUGUCUGAUAAUUCUGUUCAUAUCAUCUCCUUAGAUGCCAACUUACAGCCAAAGAGUGAUAUCCAAAAUGUGAAAUCGGCCUCCAGAUUUCUUGUUUCGCAUCUAAAGUUUAUCUCUACGGACACCCUCAUUGUGACCGACAGCAAAGCGCUUCAUGUUAUCAAGGGUGGCUCGACUCGAGAAACAAAGUUACCUUAUAGAUCCACCAUCCUGGGGCUUUCAUUUGCUCAAUCAUCCGCUGGCUACACGAUUUUUCUUUCAUUUGAGUCUGGCCACUUCUCGUUGCUCAAUAUCAAUGAAGCGGGCGAAUGUACCCUCCGACCACUGCCUCAGACAUGGACGAACUUUGUCAAUCGCACUCUCCUUCAAUUCCAGUAUGCUUGUCUCAAGGAACAGAACAAGGCACCGUCAAAUGUUUUCAAACCAUUUCUCAAUGAUAAGGUGGAGGGUAACCUAAUGAUUCAUGGCUCACAUCUCAGCUCAAAUGGUGACCUCGUUCUCGCUUAUAAUGUCGUGCCAAAAAACGUCAUUCAUCAUGAGAUUCGCUCAAAAGCUGAAUUUAAAGUGGCCGUUGUGUCUGCACUUGAACUCGAUCCUAAGAUUACGAUAAACCAAACUUCCGGCACCUCAAUCUCACAGAUCCAUGGCGUACUACUAAGAGACUAUCAGUCUUUUCCAACACCUGCUUCGAAUGGUAAAGAGGGUAUUGAUGAGUUUAUUCAAGCUCUUCAAGAGUGGAGAACGCGUAAGUUUAUUGACUUUGGCGAGGUAAAUCUCACCAUUUCACCUCACGAAUCGUUGACCGAAACAUUACAAGAGGAAUUUUUAAACAAUAACUCGAUUCGAGACUUGCAGAAACUACUUACUUUUAAUUCAGCAUUCCUUGCCACUUUAGAGGUCCUUGGAUCGAGCGAAGAGUUGGGUAUUGUUACCGCUCCGGCGAAGCAAAAUGUGAACGAUGAACUGGAGAUGAUAAGAACCAAACUUGCGACGCAACUCCGCCAAGCAGUGCUAUCAUCGGUGAAGUUCAGCGACCUUAUUGAAGCAGACAAGUUUUUGUAUCUUUCGUUUGUCAAAAUUUCUGAACUUACCGGAGGAGGUAAAAUGGACGGAGUCGACAGACUUGGUAACGGAAACGUUUCGCGUGGCCAUGAAUCAAAAAUAUGA